Messenger RNA from Arachis ipaensis, 1529 nucleotides. NCBI's taxonomy places the organism in Eukaryota, Viridiplantae, Streptophyta, Magnoliopsida, Fabales, Fabaceae. The record is from RefSeq and is a predicted model, not a curated record.
GAAAAUCUCCCUUCAGGCACUCAAACGCAGAUUAGAGAUAAUGUGGGGAAAGAGAGGAAGUUUGGAGGUGAUAGACUUGUGCAACGAAUAUUUUCUGGUAAGAUUCUUUAACUCGGAGGACCUGGAUUAUGCUCUUAUGGAAGGACCCUGAAAGAUACUAGAUCAUUAUCUCACCAUACAACCCUGGAAACUAGAUUUUAACCCCCAAAUUGCAUCAACUGAUAAGAUUGCUGCGUGGAUUCGUUUACCAGGGUUGGCUAUUGAGUAUUAUAACAAAACUAUUCUAGGAAAAAUUGGUAACCUGAUAGGAAGAACCUUAAAGGUGGAUACUAAUACAGCAGAAGUAGCAAGAGACAAGUUUGCAAGAAUUUGCGUUGAAGUAGAGAUGGACAAGCCACUGGUCUCAAACUACAUGAUUAAUGGUGUCAAACACUUAGUGGAGUACGAAGAGAUACACCAAGUGUGUUUUCAAUGUGGUCGUAUCGGCCAUGAGAAAGCAGGAUACCCAGAAAGAACAAAAUUAAAUUCUGCAAAUGAAGAGAAUAGAACAAAAAAGGGAGGAGAAACACAAGGAAGCACUGAGGUUGAAGAUAGGGGUAGAGCUGGAAAUCUAGUUGAGAGUAAGGGCAAGAAAGUAAUUAACACUACGGAGGAAAACUUUGGUCCUUGGAUGCUGGUUCAGAGGCAAACACGUGGAAGAAGGACCAACAAAGGCGCUGAAACAGGGGAUAGUGGAGCAAUAACGAAAGAAAAAGGAAAGGAGGUAGUUGAAGUGGGAGGACAAUCACGUUUUGCAAUUCUGAGCAAUGAGGAUAACAUGGAGGCACAAAAUGGGAAUGAAGAAAUUGAUGUACGAAAAGAAGGUUCUAAGGACAAUGACAAAGAAAAAGCAAGGGAGCGGCACUACCAAACGUCACCAAAAAGCCAAAACCAAAGCCCUGCCAAGACAACCUUAAAUAGUAAGAUCCCUUCAUGUCCUAGUACUCUGAAUUUGUAACCAAGAUCUAACCCAUCCCAAAACCAGAACAGCCCAAGAACCCAAAAAGAAAAAGAAACAAAUAUGCAACCCCCACAAAAGGCAAAUAAAACUAGCCCAAAACAUACCUCCCACACCCCGAUCCAACAAACCAUAACUCCAAACACUUUUCAAACACAUGUAGCUCAACAUUUUCAAGAAAACUGGGCCAUCUCUAGUCCAAGAAGCACCCAAAAUAGCACCCAAGAUAUUCCCCCAUCAAUCUUGGAGAUGGAGGAGGACAAACCUCCAGACCCCAUGGGAGUAUAUGAUAGACAGGAUAUGGAAAUUAGAUCGGGCAACUCAAAUGAACUUGUUGCAGCCAUACUCAAUGUGAAAAAUGAAGUGAUCCAGGAAGUAGCCCAAGGCGAGAUGGAACCUCCCAAGAAUGUGGAGGAUGUACAAAUGAUGAUUGGGGCUUAGACCCACCUUUCGAUCUAUGGAGUUGAUCAUUUCAGGUAUUUUCUGGCUAAAAUUGAGGGACUUGAGCAAAAAUCUUAUUCAGAGGCUAAAG